Molecule: messenger RNA, 489 nt
Organism: Fibroporia radiculosa
Lineage: Eukaryota; Fungi; Basidiomycota; Agaricomycetes; Polyporales; Fibroporiaceae
Exons: 1
Coding region: 1-489 (162 amino acids)
Source: RefSeq, a predicted model, not a curated record
AUGUUGGACAACAACAGUAGAGCAGUAAACAAACCUAACCAAUUCGAAGGAGACAAGGGAAAAAGCAAGGAAUUCUUAGAUGAAUUAUACCUGUACUUCGAGGGAAACUCCAAGAAGAUCCAGACUGAUAAAGACAAGGUUCAAUGUGCCCUUUCCUAUAUCAAAGGACCUGCUCAGUUCUUCGUUCACACCAUCAUUACUGAUGCACAAGAACCCAUCUCUGAUUCCAAAGAUGCGCCACUCAAAGGAUUACCUAGCUGGGCUAAUUUCAGGAAGUCCUUUAUUCAGACCUUCGGAGUCGAGGACAAUACUCAGGCAGCCUUGAAUGAGAUCAGCAAGUGCACCUGGGAUAAAUGUGGAGGAAAUGGUCUUCAAUUUGUUACUACUCUUCAGCCUCUCUUACAGGCCAGCAGAUUAAACAAACUAGGGCAAAUUCGAGAACUCCAACAUCUCAUCCCUCCUGCUCUCCUUCUCAAGAUUUCUGCCUAG